AUGGCGGUGAACAGUGCCACGUCCUUCGUGUUAUCUUCAAUUUUGACUCUCCUCAUAUUUUCGGGGAUGCAGAUGUACAAACCGCUUUUGAUAAGGUCACCAGUGACUAUAAUAUUCGGCGGCUAUCUCGGUUCAUUGAUGUUCAUGUUCUUUGUUACAGCCAUAGGUAACUUAGAAGCAACAUUAUUUGGCAAGAACUUCCAACUGAAGUUGCCCGAAGUAGUCAUUUCUAUGGCUAUUUCUUUAAUAGCGGCUGGUAUGGUGCACAGAAUCUGCUUCACUACAUGCUUAAUAUUCUCUCUAAUAACAAUCUACUAUAUGAACAAGUUGUCACAAAAGACGUAUGCGGCAUCAGCCCCAGUUGCAGUGCCCACCAAGAGUCGACGCCAUAAAUGAAUUGCUAAUUAUAAGUGAUUUUUUAUAUACUUCCCAAUUAAAAUCAUUUCAUAA
Molecule: messenger RNA, 450 nt
Organism: Spodoptera littoralis (African cotton leafworm)
Lineage: Eukaryota; Metazoa; Arthropoda; Insecta; Lepidoptera; Noctuidae
Source: the annotation of a GenBank genome assembly